Messenger RNA from Rotaria sp. Silwood2, 1059 nucleotides. The record is from the annotation of a GenBank genome assembly. Lineage: Eukaryota; Metazoa; Rotifera; Eurotatoria; Philodinida; Philodinidae.
AUGACAAGCAUAACAUUUAAAUCGUUGAAGGAUAAUAAAACAAUUAAUGUUAAUCUAAGUAAAACAUUUACGAUGAAUGAAUUACACAGAAAUAUCACAAAUAAUUUUGGAAAUACAGAUCAAUAUCGUCUGGUCGUUAAAGAUAAACAACUAUGUCUAGACAAUGCAUCCAUAUUUGAACGUCAAAAACAAGAAUUGUUACAAGGCAAUAUUGAAAUUUUAUUAUUACAACGUGCAACGGGAGGUGGAGCGUUUGUGGAAGUAUCAUUGUUGAAGGAAAGAGUAUUACAACAAUUACCAAAUGAACUAGCAAAAAUCAGUAGAGUAUCAGCUGUAUGUUCAUGCUGUCUAUGUCCAGGAUUAUGUACAGUUAUCUGUGCGAAAACAGAUUCUGCACAUACCCAAAAUGGAUCAAAACUAACAUCUAUAUGUGAUGAUUGUUUUGGUAGUUAUUUGAAAAAUACUAAUUUUGAAUUGAGAUGUUUAGCACAAUAUAGGACUACAGCAGCAUCAUCAACACCGUGUGAAACAUGUAAAGAUUAUAAAACUAUAUUUAAAACUCCGGUGUUUAUUGAACUGUGGACAACAUUACAUGAAGUACGGGAUAUGGUUAAAUGUAUUGACUGUCAAAUAUGUUAUUGUGGUGCACUGUUAUUCAAUGAAACGUUGUUUUCACAACAGACAUGUACAAAUUGUACACGUGUGAUGUGUUUCUUUUGCAAUCGUACAUGGAAUAGCAGCACAAUGACAAAUUCACAAUACACAUGUAAAGAUCCUGAUUGUACUUAUGAACAACAGUUAGAAUAUGAAUUAGUACCACUGCAAGCAAAUAACCAGUUAAGAGUUCCUGAUCGUCGUGUAUGUCCAAGUUGUUUUCAACCUGGUGGUUAUGGUGAAGCAUGCAAAUAUCAUGGAUGCCCACAUUGCAAACAUCAAUUUUGCUUUAUGUGUCUACAACCUGAACAAGUUUGCAACAAAACAUCAAAUUACCAUUCACCAUGUUCAGGUGGUGUCGGCAUUAAAAAACAAGAUUUUACAAUAUUUCCAAAGAUGAACUAA